AUGGUCGUCACACGUGGCCAAGGGGAAGGCGACCACAGCCAAACUGCCGAGAUGUACAACAUUGCGGAGCUUCUCAAGUCUGACUCCAAAGUCAAAGUGGCGGGCGUCGACUUCGAUGGCAUCCUUCGAGGUAAGAUCAUGUCCAAGGACAAGUUCUUAUCUAGCAUCAAAAAUGGCUUCGGGAUGAGCUCGGCAAUUUUUGGCUGGGAUAUGCAUGAUGUUUUAUACGAAACCAGUAAUACCAUCACAAGUUCGGAACAAGGCUUCUCGGACAUAGUUGCAGUCAUUGACUUGGCCUCAAUGCGGAGACUUCCCUCUGAAGAUAACAUUGCCUUCUUCUUUCUCCGAUUCUUGAUCGACGGCCAGCCCGUCUGUGCUGACGGGCGUGGCAUUAUGGCUGCUCUAGAUUCAGAUUUGGCAAGUUCGGGGGUAAGGGCAUUAGCUGGUGUUGAGCUGGAGUUUUUCAACUUCCAGACACCGUCACAAGAUGGGUACAGCCCUGGCAGACGGGACUUGGCGUCGUAUCUUCAAUCUCACGCCGUCAAUCAGCUGAGGCCACUAACUGCCGGCAUGUUCGGCUACAGCAUUUCGCGACCGGUUAUGAGCAAAGGAUAUUUCCAUGACAUCUACGACAAGAGCCUGGAAGCGGGAUGCCCGAUCGAAGGAUGGCACACAGAGAGUGGCCCAGGAGUUUACGAGGCGGCCAUGAACUAUGCACCAGCAUCGAGGAUGGCCGAUAACGUUACAAUAUUCAAGCUGCUGACAAGAUCAAUUGGUGUGGAACACGGCAUCACGCCUUGCUUCAUGGCAAAGCCCAUUGCAGGACUGCCGGGCAAUUCUGGACAUAUCCACGUCUCCUUACAAGAUGAUGGGGGCAGAAACCUCUUCGCAAGAGCAUCGAGGGAUGAGAAUGCCCCAUGGCCCGACGUAGAGUACCUGUCGGAUACCGGACGGUCGUUCCUAGCCGGCUUACUGCAAGCACUGCCAGGCAUCAUGCCCCUCUUGGCCCCCAAUGUCAACUCGUACAAGCGUCUAAUCGACAAUUAUUGGGCACCAGUGACCCUGGGCUGGGGUCUCGAGGAUCGACUUGCAAGCAUACGACUGAUCGCGCCUCCGAUAUCGAAGCCGGCUGCGACUCGCUUCGAAGUCCGCAUUCCGGGUGCCGACCUCCACCCUCACUUUGCUCUAGCCGCCAUUUUCAAAUCUGGGUGGUACGGUGUACAAAAUAGUGCGCCUCUGACCCUACCUCCGACUGCUCAGCUUCCUGAAGGACAGAAGCCGCAGCGCCUUCCCAACACGCUGGAGAGUGCGUUGGAGCUUUUUUCCGCCAAGGAUAGCAUGGCAAGAAAGAUCUUCGGCGACGAAUUUGUAGAGGCAUAUACUAUCUCUCGUAAUCAUGAGCUGAAGGUGUGGCGCGAAGCCGUGACUGAUUGGGAGUUUAAGAGAUAUAUUGAGACCGUCUGA
Messenger RNA from Clonostachys rhizophaga, 1464 nucleotides. NCBI's taxonomy places the organism in Eukaryota, Fungi, Ascomycota, Sordariomycetes, Hypocreales, Bionectriaceae. The record is from the annotation of a GenBank genome assembly.